AUGACGGAACUACCGAGACUCUCGCGAGCUAUGCGGGCCAACACGGACCUGGACAUGCAACGAAAUCUUAUCCUCGAACCCAAAGAACGAGCCGCCAUACAGCUGUUCCGCAAGAAGGCAGUCACUAGCGGUGUAUCGUGGAAGGAACUGAAACUGUUCAUCAAUAGCAAUGUGGAUCCAAAGAUUGGCGGUAUCUUGUCGAAGCAGUUUCGAGACCUGUGGGAGAUGAGCCGCGAGAUGGUAGGAUCGGAGGAAAAUGCCGAACUGGUCGACGAAGCGGCAAUACUUGUGCUGCGGUUGUUCCUCGACCAGAAGGUCGUGAUGAUGAAACACUCGUCCAAGCUGAAGAAAAUGUUCGGUCAGGUACCGAAUGCUCUCAUCAACAAAAUGUGUUCGUUGGUGUACGAUGUAAGUGGCAAUUUGACGGCGCAAUGUCGGGAGUACCUCGAAGAGAAAGAGAUAAGCGAAAAUGGUCACGCGGAGGAAUGCUGGGGCGAUGAUAUAGAGUGCAAUUUGUCUCUGGACCGGAAGGAACACGACCACAGCAAACUGAUGGAUCUUUCUCCCACAAAUCCACUGGACAGCCAGGUGGCGCAAAGCUUUACGAUGAAUUACGACGCUAUUCAAAAGACUGCCGAGCCCGUAGCGGGCUCCUCCGGUACCUCCUCCGCUGCGAAGCACCAGCCGGAAAGGUACACACGCAGCUGGCUUUCCCAGCAAGUUCCACCCGACCUGGUGGACAACUUAAUGGAGCUGCUCAAGUCGGCCAAAACAAACGACGAGCUGCAGAUGGAUUUGUUUGACUUUCUCGGCGUGGAGUAUCUGGAGGUGAUAUCGGAAAUGCUUCAGAAUCGCAAACAUCUUAUCGAAUCAGUGAAAGCGUUGAAGCAGAUCAAAGUGAUGAAGAAGAUACAGCAAAACCUGGAAGCAAUGCAACACGCGCCGGCCUACCUGAUGCCCGUAACGAUACAAACGGAAUCACAGAAGCAGAUGCGCAAGCAGGUGAACAAAGAGCAGAAGAAGCUAAAAAAGUUCCUCAACGAAACGGCCGCCGUCGAAAAGGGCGAUUGCGUGGAGGUGGAUCCAGUGCAGCUGCGCUUGAACUACCAGAAAAGCUUGAUGCUUGCGGCACAGAUGCCGCAGAUGAUGAUGGAAAAGAUUAAAGCCCGGGGGGGCGUACUGCCCAUCUCGAAACCACCCACCAAGCCGGUGAAGUAUCCGAACGUGUACGACUCGUACAGUGAAGCGCGCCAACACGUCGGAUUCCUCGCGGGCAACAAGAUAGUGCUGCCAGAAAAUGUGGAACGAACGGAUAACAAGCUGUUCGAGGAGGUGAAAAUUCCUGCCACCGAUCCGCCACCGCUCUCGAUCGGCAACAAUCGGAUCAAGAUAAGCUCGUUGGAUGAAAUCGGACAAAUCGCGUUCAAGGGAUGUGAAGAGCUGAACCGCAUACAGAGUGUCGUGUACUCGGCAGCGUACAACAGCAACGAGAACCUGCUCGUAUGUGCACCAACCGGAGCGGGUAAAACCAACGUGGCCAUGUUAACGAUCGUGUACACGAUAAGACAGUUCGUCGAUCAGGGCGUGAUUCAUCGCGAUCAGUUCAAGAUCGUGUAUGUGGCCCCGAUGAAGGCACUGGCGGCUGAAAUGACGAGCAAUUUCGGCCGGCGGCUGCAACCGUUGGGUAUUUCGGUGCGAGAACUCACCGGAGACAUGCAGCUAACAAAGGCCGAGCUGCAGCAAACACAAAUGAUCGUUACGACGCCGGAAAAGUGGGACGUCGUGACACGGAAAGGUGCCGGCGAUGUUGCUUUCAUCAGCUUGGUGAAGCUGCUCAUCAUCGACGAAGUUCAUCUGCUGCACGGCGAGCGAGGACCGGUGGUGGAGGCGCUCGUGGCCCGCACGCUCCGGUUGGUGGAAUCGUCCCAGAGCAUGAUUCGAAUCGUGGGCCUGUCGGCUACGCUGCCCAACUACAUAGACGUUGCACGGUUUCUGCGCGUAAAUCCAAUGAUUGGGCUGUUCUUCUUCGACUCUCGCUUCCGGCCGGUGCCGCUGAGCACGAACUUUGUGGGCGUGAAAGCGUUGAACGCGCUGAAACAGCUGUCGGACAUGGACAUGAUUUGCUACGAGCGUUGCAUCGAUAUGGUUCGUCAGGGACACCAGGUGAUGGUGUUUGUGCAUGCCCGCAAUGCUACGGUACGGACGGCCACCUUGAUCAAGGAUCUAGCACAGCAAAGGGGUCACAUCAAUCUGCUCCUGCCGGAAAGCAAUCCGGAGUACGGAAGUGCGCUGAAAACUGUCUCCAAAAGUCGCAACAAACAGCUGGUGGAUCUGUUCCAGAAUGGAUUGGCGAUGCACCAUGCCGGCAUGCUGCGGCAGGAUAGAAAUUUGGUGGAGAAGUACUUCGCGGACGGGAUGAUAAAGGUGUUGGUGUGUACGGCAACGCUCGCUUGGGGCGUUAACUUGCCAGCGCACGCCGUAAUUAUCAAGGGUACGGAAAUCUACGACUCGAAGCACGGCACCUUUGUGGAUCUGGGCAUAUUGGAUGUGCUGCAGAUAUUUGGCCGUGCCGGACGGCCACAGUACGACAAGAGUGGCGUUGGUACGAUCAUCACCACGCACGACAAGCUGAACCACUACCUGUCGCUGUUGACCAAUCAGUUCCCGAUCGAGUCAAACUUCAUCCAGUGCUUGGCGGACAACUUGAAUGCCGAGGUGACGCUCGGCACCAUCAGCAACGUGGACGAAGCGAUCGUGUGGCUAAGCUACACGUAUCUGUUCGUGCGUAUGCGAAUGAACCCGCAGUGCUACGGGCUGAGCUACGACGAUCUGCGGGAAGACCCAUCGCUUGAACGGAAGCGCCGGCAGCUGAUCCACACCGCGGCGAUGGCACUGGACAAAGCGCGAAUGGUUCGGUACAACGACCGCACCGGCGAUUUGAACGUAACGGAUCUUGGUCGCACGGCGUCCCAUUUCUACAUCAAGUACGACACGGUGGAAGUGUUCAACGAGAUGCUGAAACCGAUCAUGACCGACGCGGACAUUUUGCAGAUGAUGGCAAACGCGCACGAGUUCCAGCAGCUGAAGGUGCGCGACGACGAGAUGGACGAGCUGGACGAGCUGACACAGAUCUGCUGCGAAGUGCCGGUCCGCGGUGGAAGUGAGAACAUCCACGGCAAGGUGAACAUCCUCAUGCAGACGUACCUGUCGAAGGGGAUGGUGCGUUCGUUCUCGCUCAUGUCUGACAUGUCGUACAUUACGCAAAACGCGGUCCGAAUCGCGCGAGCGCUCUUCACGAUGGUUUUACGGGCAAACAAUCCGAUCCUUGCGGGCAGGAUGCUUAAUGUGAGCAAAAUGUUCGAGAAGCAGAUGUGGGAAUCGCAGACGCCGAUGUACCAGUUCCACCUGCUUCCGUUGGACGUGGUGGACAAGAUCGAGAAGCGGGGGCUGAGUGUAAACGCGCUGCGCGAUAUGGAGGAAAAGGAGAUCGGAGACUUUCUGAGGAACCAUCGGUAUGCGAAGAUAGUGAAACGGUGCGCGGAAGAGUUUCCGAUGCUCGAAAUUGAAGCGACGCUGCAGCCGAUUACGCGUACGGUCCUGCGCAUCAGAGUGUUUAUAAGGGCUUCGUUCCGGUGGAACGAUCGCGUGCACGGAAAGACGGCGGAAUCGUUCUGGAUAUGGAUUGAGGAUCCGGAGAGCAACUACAUCUAUCACUCGGAGUAUUUCCAAAUCACGAAACGGCAAACGAUGCGUCAGGAGGAGCAGGAACUGAUCAUGACUAUUCCGCUGAAGGAUCCUCUGCCUCCACAGUACUACAUCCGCGUUGCAAGCGACACUUGGUUGGGCAGUAACAAUCUGGUUCCGCUGUCCUUCAAGCAUCUCAUUCUUCCGGAGGUGCAUCCCCCACACACGGAGCUGCUGCCACUGCAGCCUCUCCCGGUGACGGUGCUGAACAAUCGGAAGUACGAAUCACUGUACAGCUUCACCCAUUACAACCCCAUUCAGACGCAAAUCUUCCACUGUCUGUACCACACGGACAACAACGUCCUGCUCGGCGCGCCUACCGGGUCCGGUAAAACGAUCGCCGCGGAAAUGGCAAUGUUUCGCGUCUUUCGGCUACUCCCAACGGGCAAAGUGGUGUACAUUGCACCUUUGAAGGCGCUCGUGAAGGAGCGAAUGGACGAUUGGAAAGUGCGGAUCGAGCAGAAGCUGGGCAAAAAGGUGGUCGAGCUUACCGGUGACGUUACGCCGGACGUUCGAGCGAUCAAGGAAUCGUCCGUUAUCGUUACUACGCCGGAGAAAUGGGACGGCAUCAGUCGAUCGUGGCAGACGCGUGAUUAUGUACGCGACGUUGCGCUGAUCGUGAUCGACGAGAUUCAUCUUCUCGGUGAAGAUCGUGGCCCAGUGUUGGAGGUGAUCGUGUCUCGUAUGAACUUCAUUUCUUCGCACACCGAACGCACGGUGCGGAUUGUUGGGCUCUCGACGGCGCUAGCGAAUGCGCGCGAUUUGGCCAACUGGCUCGGAAUAGAUGCGAUGGGACUGUACAACUUUAAACCAUCCGUCCGACCGGUACCACUGUCCGUGCACAUACAGGGCUUCCCGGGAAGGCAUUACUGUCCGCGCAUGGCCACGAUGAAUCGACCCGCGUUCCAGGCUAUUCGGCAAUAUUCACCCUGCACGCCGGCACUCAUAUUCGUGGCUUCUCGUCGACAGACGCGUCUAACGGCGCUGGACCUGAUCACGUUCCUUGCGAGCGAAGACAACUCCAAACAGUUCCUGCACACGUCCGAAGAAGAGAUGGAGCAGAUUCUGCAGAACGUGCGCGACAGUAACCUGCGGCUGACGCUAGCGUUCGGUAUCGGUAUGCAUCAUGCUGGACUGCACGAGCGCGACCGGAAAACGGCCGAGGAGCUGUUUCUGAAUCGAAAGAUUCAAAUCCUUAUUGCCACGGCCACACUCGCGUGGGGUGUUAACCUUCCUGCACAUCUCGUAAUCAUCAAGGGCACGGAGUAUUACGAUGGAAAGCUGAAACGGUACGUCGACAUGCCCAUCACGGAUGUGUUGCAGAUGAUGGGACGCGCGGGUCGUCCCCAGUUCGGCAACGAGGGUAUUGCGUGUGUGUACGUGCAGGAUGCGAGAAAGAAUUUUUACAAAAAGUUCCUUUACGACCCAUUCCCCGUGGAGUCGAGUCUGCUGGCCGUGUUGCCGGAUCACGUCAAUGCGGAAAUCGUUUCCGGAACGCUACGGACCAAGCAGAGCAUCCUGGACUAUCUGACCUGGACGUACUUCUAUCGCCGGUUACUUCGCAACCCCACCUACUACGGGCUGGAGACCACGGAAAUGGACAAUGUAAACUACUUCCUGUCGGAGUUGAUCGAAACCGUGCUCGACAAGCUGGUGCGGGCCGGUUGUGUGAUGGUGGAGGAAGACAACCGAUCACUGGUCGCGACCUCGAUGGGUCGCAUCUCUUCGUACUACUAUCUAUCGCACAUCACCAUGCGUCACUUUGCCGAUACGCUGCGACACGACAUGAGCAUGGAGGAGCUGCUGCGAGCGAUGGCAGAUGCGGCCGAAUUUGAGGAGCAUCCCGUCCGUCACAAUGAAGAUUUGUACAACGCCGAUUUGGCCAAACUAUGCCCACUGAAGGUGGAUCCAUUAUCAGUGGACAAUCCGCACACGAAAGUGUUCCUGCUGUUACAGGCGCACUUAUCGCGGCUCCCCCUACCAAACUCUGAUUACGGCACCGACACGAAAUCGGUGCUCGAUCAAUCAAUACGUAUUCUUCAGGCCAUGGUCGAUAUAUGCGCGGAAAGGGGUUGGCUUGCAACCACGCUACGAGUACAGCAACUGAUGCAGUGCAUAGUCCAAGCGCGCUGGCUAGACGAUCCCGUUGCCAUGACACUCCCCAACGUGGAAGCGUACAAUGUGGCUAUCUUCAAUCAGAUAAAAACAGACUUACCAUUCCUGACACUUCCGGCGUUGAAAGAAAAGUGCAACCGGAAGUACGAAAAUCUCGCCGCACCGCUAAGGCAGGAAUUUGAGGAACCGGAAAUAGAGCAGAUUUACAAGGUGAUAAGCGAACUGCCCUCACUCAACGUGCAGAUAUCGGUGCGCGGACCGUACGGCAAGGACGGCGAUGUGGAUCGGUCCGUGCAGCAACCGAUGAACCGCGACCAGUGGAUGGAGCUGUAUGCCGAUCAGGAGUAUGUGAUUUGCGUACAGCUGAUAAGACUAGGCUCGUUCGAUACGCUCAACAUCCACUGUCCCAAGUUCCCGAAGGGUAAGGACGAAGGAUGGUUCCUAACGCUAGGCCACCAAGCGGAGGGCGAAGUGAUAGCUCUCAAGCGGUGCGUGUACCGCAGCAAUCGUAGUACGCAUCAGUUGUGCUUUUAUGCUCCAUCACGCGUUGGACGUUGCAUAUACACGGUGUACCUGCUUUCCGAUGGUUACAUAGGGCUGGACCAACAAUACAACAUACAGUUCGACGUGGUGCCUCCUCCGGCAGGAGACAAAGAUGGAGCGCAACAGGUGUUUGGUAAAGGUGAAGGAUUCUGGUAAGCAGCUGUGUGAUCGCACCGAAACCGUGCUCUUCAAGUCAAGUCAAGAGGGCUAAAAACUAAAAGGAAAAAUACAGGCGGCCGAAGAAAAC
Molecule: messenger RNA, 6649 nt
Organism: Anopheles stephensi (Asian malaria mosquito)
Lineage: Eukaryota; Metazoa; Arthropoda; Insecta; Diptera; Culicidae
Gene: obe
Product: activating signal cointegrator 1 complex subunit 3
Exons: 7
Coding region: 1-6558 (2185 amino acids)
Molecular function (GO): ATP hydrolysis activity; ATP binding; nucleic acid binding
Source: RefSeq, a predicted model, not a curated record